CUGUUUGUUUAUCGCAGGAGGAAGUCACUCUCCGGCAACUGGAAGGCCAACACGGGGUCCGCCAUGUUGGAGCAAAUCGCCAUGAACGAGAAGUUCAAGCUCUGGGUGGACGAGUGCAGCCAGCUGUUUGGUGGCCUUGACAUUGUCGCCGUUGAAGCAAUCCAGGGUAAAGACGGGAGGGAGCAUAUCAUUGAGGUGAACGGUUCAUCCAUGACCUUGCUAGGCGAGGCGCAGGAAGAGGACAGACGUCUGAUCGCAGAACUGGUCCUGGCCAAGAUGCAGACGUCGUGUAAACCGGUCUCCCAGUCAAUGAGUAAAGCAACCAGCAGUCACGCGAUUAUGCACCAAGUAAACGGCAGUCACCAAGGCAACCCGGCUGCUAAUCCAGCAAAACCACCCCAGAGCCGACAGCCGGAUGGAUCUUUGCAGCAAUCCCCUGGUCAAACAAGAGGACCACCCACGGGACCACCUCAGCCAGCACACAUGAACAAUCCCCCACCUCAGCCAUUCCCCACCCCCAACGCAGCUCCCCCCGGGCUAGCCAGAAUGGGAAGCAAGGACGAAGAAGACACCAUGAAAAACUUGAGAAAAACGUUCGCGGGGAUAUUCGGUGAUAUGUAGCCUUUAAGACCAUUCUGGUGACGUGUGACAUUUCAGCAUGUGACAUUUUACCAUACAGUUGACAUGUGACAUUUUACCAACGUGGUGAUAUGUGACAUGUUACCUCCUGGUGACGUGUGACAUUUCAGCAGGUGACAUUUUACCAUCCUGAUGACAUGUGACAUUUUACUAUCCUGAUGACAUGUGACAUUUUACCAUCCUGAUGACAUGUUACAUUUUACCCUCCUGGUGACAUGUGACAUUUCAGCAGGUGACAUGUGACAUCUCAGCAGGUGACAUUUCAACAUCCAGACCUCCGCGUCACACUGGAUGACAUCCGUAGCCCAGAGUUUCUAACUUUCUACGCUAGUAGCAGCCAAGUUUUAGCUGAGUUUGGUGUCCCAAAACAUUAUGGUACAAGUUGAACCUAUGUUCUAGCAUCGACUACAGUGUAUUUUUCUUUGUGCCAUUAUGUAAUGUGCAGCAUGAAAUAGACUAGAGUAAUUAUCGCUUCAAAUGUUUAAAAAUCAAACUUCAUCUAUGUGAUGCCAACUAUUUCAAUACUUUUAUAGACGUUUUU
Messenger RNA from Physella acuta, 1180 nucleotides. Its product is annotated as synapsin. Lineage: Eukaryota; Metazoa; Mollusca; Gastropoda; Physidae. The record is from RefSeq and is a predicted model, not a curated record. Gene Ontology annotation, biological process: neurotransmitter secretion. Gene Ontology annotation, cellular component: synaptic vesicle; synaptic vesicle membrane.